This is a messenger RNA of Sinocyclocheilus grahami, 370 nucleotides long. RefSeq names its product guanine nucleotide-binding protein G(i) subunit alpha-2-like. Lineage: Eukaryota; Metazoa; Chordata; Actinopteri; Cypriniformes; Cyprinidae. The transcript is spliced from 4 exons. Gene Ontology annotation, molecular function: GTPase activity; guanyl nucleotide binding; G protein-coupled receptor binding. Gene Ontology annotation, biological process: G protein-coupled adenosine receptor signaling pathway; adenylate cyclase-inhibiting G protein-coupled receptor signaling pathway; gamma-aminobutyric acid signaling pathway. Gene Ontology annotation, cellular component: cytoplasm; heterotrimeric G-protein complex. Bases 62 to 370 code for a protein of 102 amino acids. The record is from RefSeq and is a predicted model, not a curated record.
UCUCCGCCAGAGCAUUGAUCAGGGUGCUGGAGAAUCAGGGAAGAGCACCAUCGUAAAACAGAUGAAGAUUAUUCAUGAGGACGGCUACUCGGAGGAAGAGUGCAAGCAGUAUCGAGCUGUGGUCUACAGUAACACCAUCCAGUCCAUCAUGGCCAUCAUUAAAGCCAUGAGCAACCUCAAGAUCGAAUAUGAGGACAGUGGCAGAGCGGAUGAUGCACGUCUGUUGUUUUCCCUGUCCGGGGCGGCAGAGGAACAGGGCAUCCUGCCAGACGACCUGGCCAAUGUCAUCACCAGACUGUGGGCUGAUGGAGGGGUACAGAGCUGCUUCACCCGGGCCAGAGAAUACCAGCUCAAUGACUCCGCUGCGUAG